Didymella exigua CBS 183.55 is the source of this 302-nucleotide messenger RNA. RefSeq lists its product as uncharacterized. NCBI's taxonomy places the organism in Eukaryota, Fungi, Ascomycota, Dothideomycetes, Pleosporales, Didymellaceae. Bases 33 to 254 code for a protein of 73 amino acids. The record is from RefSeq and is a predicted model, not a curated record. The transcript is spliced from 2 exons.
GCGAUGAUGAUGGUGAAGAGUUCAAUUCUGAUAUGGGAGGCCUUUGGCGCCUCUUUAUCUGGGUAGCCUGGAGGCGACGCGUGCAAGCACGCUCUUCAAAUCUUAUCCCGCACAUACCGUAUCGACUCUUGUUACAACCGCCGCUGUGCAGGAGAAACUCUAUGUUCCCUCGUAGCGCCAGGCUUCCAUCUCGUCAAAGCAUCGUUGAGGGCGGGGUUAUUCGACCCAAUGUCUUCUUAAUUAACGGUCGUUAGAUCAUACAAACGCAUUCCGAAUACUAGCAUUGGACAGUCUGACUUUGA